This is a messenger RNA of Myotis myotis, 2932 nucleotides long. RefSeq names its product histone H4 transcription factor (gene HINFP). Gene Ontology annotation, molecular function: RNA polymerase II cis-regulatory region sequence-specific DNA binding; DNA-binding transcription factor activity, RNA polymerase II-specific. The record is from RefSeq and is a predicted model, not a curated record. The coding region runs from base 850 to 2322 and encodes 490 amino acids. Gene Ontology annotation, biological process: regulation of transcription by RNA polymerase II; anatomical structure development. The transcript has 10 exons. Lineage: Eukaryota; Metazoa; Chordata; Mammalia; Chiroptera; Vespertilionidae.
CGUGUAGCUAGUUGGAGCUUUCUGACUAGAUCUGUUGUCUCCAUUCCCCAUUACUGAGAUAUUAGUAUUCCUUUUUACAUUUAAGGAAACAGGUUUAGAGAAGCUAAGUGAUUUGUCCAAUAAUAAAAUAAUAGCUUCGUUGGUUAGAGCGUCCUGCCAAGGUUGUGGGCUCCAUCCUCAGGGUGUAUACAAGAAUCAACCAAUGAAUGCGAAGGUGGAACAACAAUCCGAUGUUUCUCUAUCUCUCCCUCCCUCUCUCUAAAGUCAGUGAAUUUAAAAAAAGGUAAUAAAUUAAGUUUGCUUAAACAUUAAGAGACCCCCUAGGAGGUAUGUGCUGGCCCUGCAGAUAGAACUGAACAGGGCGAGGGCCAGGCUCUCUAAGAGCUUCCAACAUAGUGGAGGAAACUGACAAAGGAACUAUUUAGUGAGCUGUUGUGGGGGUUGUGUAUAUAGAUGUGAUGUCUGCGGGAAGGAGGGAAUCAAAAGGAGAAGUAAGACAGAUAUAGGAGGAAAAUGGAGCUAAACUCAUUGGCUUUGAAUUCCUUUUCCAUCAAUCUCUAACUUUGUGGCAUUAGGUAACUUACUUAACCUAAUCGGCCCAUUUCUUCAUCAGUGAAGUAGGAUAAUAAUGGUACCUACCUCAGUAGGGUUCCUGUAUUCACUUUUAUUUACUUAUUAAUAUUUUUUAUUUCAGAGAGGAAAGGAGAGGGGGAGAGAGAAACAUCAGUGAUGAGAGAAUCAUCGAUCAGCUGCCUCCUGUACGCCCCACACUGGGGAUGGAGCCUGAAACCCCGGCAUGUACCCUGACCAGGAAUCAACCUUGAACUCCUGAUUGAUAGGGUGAAGGCCAUGCCGCCCCCUGGGAAAGUUCCCCGAAAGGAGAACCUGGGGCUACAGUGUGAGUGGGGGUCCUGCUCCUUUGUGUGCUCAGCCAUGGAGGAGUUCUGCGAGCAUGUCACUCAGCACCUGCAGAAGCACCUGCACAGCUCGGGGGAGGAGGAGGAGGAAGAGGAGGAGGACUUGCUGGAGGAAGAAUUCUCCUGCUUAUGGCAGGAGUGUGGCUUUUGUUCUCUGGACAGUUCUGCUGACCUUGUCCGCCACGUCUACUUCCACUGCUACCACACGAAGCUGAAGCAGUGGGGGCUGCAGGCCCUGCAGAGCCAGGCCGACCUCAGCCCUUGCAUCCUGGACUUCCACAGCCGCAACAUCAUCCCUGACAUCCCUGACCACUUCCUGUGUCUGUGGGAGCACUGUGAGAGCGCCUUCGACAAUCCUGAGUGGUUCUACCGGCACGUGGAAGCGCAUAGCCUGUGCUGUGAAUACAAAGCCGUGGGCAAGGACAACCACGUGGUGCUGUGUGGCUGGAAAGGCUGUACCUGUACCUUUAAGGACCACUGUAAGCUUCGCGAGCACCUCCGCAGCCACACCCAGGAGAAGGUGGCGGCCUGCCCCACCUGCGGGGGCAUGUUUGCCAACAACACCAAGUUCUUAGACCACAUCCGUCGCCAGACCUCACUGGAUCAGCAACGCUUCCAGUGCUCUCACUGCUCCAAGAGGUUUGCCACUGAGAGGCUGUUGCGGGACCACAUGCGUAACCAUGUGAACCACUACAAGUGCCCUCUGUGCGAUAUGACCUGUCCCCUGCCAUCCUCCCUCCGCAACCACAUGCGCUUUCGCCACAGCGAGGACCGGCCCUUUAAAUGCGACUGUUGUGACUACAGCUGCAAGAAUCUGAUCGACCUCCGGAAGCACCUGGAUACCCAUAGCAAGGAGCCAGCCUACAGGUGUGAUUUUGAGAACUGCAACUUCAGCGCCCGAGCCCUCUGCUCCGUCAAGUCCCAUUACCGGAAAGUGCAUGAAGGUUACUCAGAGCCAAGGUACAAAUGCCACGUGUGUGACAAAUGCUUCACCAGGGGUAACAACCUCACCGUACAUCUUCGCAAGAAGCACCAGUUCAAGUGGCCCUCAGGGCACCCCCGUUUCCGGUACAAGGAGCAUGAGGACGGCUACAUGCGGCUGCAGCUGGUUCGCUAUGAAAGUGUGGAACUGACACAGCAACUGCUGCGGCAACCACAGGAAGGCUCGGACCUGGGAGCGGCCCUGAACGAGAGCAGCCUACAGAGCAUCAUUCUAGAAACAGUACCCGGGGAGUCAGGGCCCCAGCACGAGGCGGAAGAGGAGGGCCGAGGUGGGGAGGACAGCCUCUCAGCCUCUCAGGACACCCCCAGUCCUGUCAUCCAUGUGGUGAAUCAGGCCAAUGCCCAGGAGAUUGUCUACUAUGUGCUGUCCAAAGCCCCGGGAGAGUCCCCCGCCAGCCCCUGAGUCCCCCCCAGGGGCAUCAUGGAGAAGCUUCAGGGAGUGGCUGGGAACCAGAAGUCCGGGUGGUCUGAAGGCGGUCGAGCAGCAACAUUCCUGGCCAGGCUGGGUUUGAGCCAGGCUGGUGGCAGUGCCCCUUGGGGCAGUCCUUGCCAGUGGGUGCCUUUUGGCGGGUGCUAGGAAUAUUGUGGUCCACUCAGGAUCUGGCUUGCAUCAGUCAGCAGACUCUAAGGACUUGCCUUUUCUGCCACACCAUGCUUUUGUGGAGACCCUGAGGAGUAGGGACUCUGAGGUGGAUAGCCUGGUUGUGUAUGUCUUCUCGUAGAGGGAGCUAGUAUCAGGCUCAACCAUGACUCCUAGACAUGCUGGAGCAGUGAUGAAAAUCCUUAGCUGGCACCCACUCCCAUCUUAGGGUUUCUCGGGCCCAAGGAUGACCUGGAUCUAGUCCCUGCUGUGGCCCUUCCUUUCACCCACCCAGCCGAGGCUGUGUCCCAGGAGCCACUUCCCUCCAAACGAUUCUUCCUGCCACCCAAGGACUCCGCGUCACUCUCAGGGCCGGGGCGGGGCAGUGUGUGUAGUGCUUGUGUUGGUAAUAAAUGCGUCUGCUGUUAGUCUU